Molecule: messenger RNA, 1680 nt
Organism: Meyerozyma guilliermondii ATCC 6260
Lineage: Eukaryota; Fungi; Ascomycota; Pichiomycetes; Serinales; Debaryomycetaceae
Gene: PHO89
Product: Pho89p
Exons: 1
Coding region: 1-1680 (559 amino acids)
Biological process (GO): phosphate ion transmembrane transport
Cellular component (GO): membrane
Source: RefSeq, a predicted model, not a curated record
AUGGCCCUUCAUCAGUUCGAUUAUAUCUUUGCGAUCGCCAUGAUCUUUGCGUUUCUUGACGCUUGGAACAUUGGUGCUAACGAUGUAGCCAACUCGUUCGCUUCUUCGGUUUCGUCUCGUUCCCUCAGAUAUUGGCAAGCUAUGAUCCUUGCGGCUAUUUGUGAGUUUUUAGGAGCCGUGCUUGUUGGUAAUCGUGUGAGUGAUACCAUCAGAAACAAAAUUAUUGAUGUCAAGGUGUUCGAAGCAGACCCUGCCGUUCUCAUGUUAACCAUGGCCUGCGCCUUGAUUGGUUCUUCUCUUUGGUUGACCAUAGCCACUUCUGUUGGUAUGCCUGUCUCCACCACUCACUCGAUUGUGGGUGCUGUUAUUGGAUCCUCAAUUGCGGCUAAGGGUGCUAAAAAUAUUGUGUGGGGUUGGGAUGGUGUUUCACAAAUCAUUGCAUCUUGGUUUAUCGCUCCUGUUAUUGCCGGAUGUUUUGCCACCAUCAUCUUCUUGAUCUCCAAAUUUUUCGUUCUUGAGCGUAAGAACUUUUCAACCUCGCUUAAUAAUGCCCUUUUGUUGGUUCCUUGCUUGGUGUUCAUCACUUUCAGUAUCUUGACUAUGUUGAUCGUGUGGAAAGGUGCUCCAUCUCUUAAUUUGGAUGAGCUUUCAGAUGGUGCUCUCGCCGGUUCCAUUAUCGGAGUUGGUGCUGUUGCAACCCUUUUGUACAUGAUCUUCUUCUACCCAUUUUACCGUCGGAAAUUAGUACACAAUGACUGGACUCUCAGAUGGUUUGACGUCUACAGAGGACCAACUUUCUACUUUAUGUCAACUGACAACAUUCCACCCAUGCCUGAAAACCAUCAAUUGACCAUCGACUACUAUAAGGGCCGUCGUCCAGAAGAACCAAAACCUCAACAAGAUACUAAGGCGGAUUCCGUGGAUAUUGAGCUGGUAUCAGUAACCACCGAUCACUCAGUUCCUCAACAAACUACCAGACAACUCUGGUUCCUGCUUUUGAAGCAAGGUCCCAAAAAGUGGCCUUAUUUAUUGUGGUUGGUUGUCUCCCAUGGAUUUACCAAGGAUGUCAUUUCUACUCAAAUGAAUGGUGGUGCCUUGGCAGGUGAUCUCCGUGCCGUUCACGGAAAGUCAAAGAUUUACGACAACCGUAUUGAAUUCUUGUACUCUUUGCUUCAGGCCAUCACCGCUGGUACCAUGUCUUUUACCCACGGUGCUAACGAUAUUGCCAAUGCUACUGGUCCUCUCGCAACUGUCUACUUGGUUUGGAAGAGCAACACUGUUGCCUCAAAAGCCGAUGUUCCUGUUUGGGUUUUGUGUUACGCUGCUGCUGCUUUAGUCAUUGGAUGCUGGACUUAUGGUUACAGAAUCAUGGCUAACUUGGGUAACAAGUUGAUUCUUCAAUCACCAUCCAGAGGAUUUUCCAUCGAGCUUGGUGCCGCUAUUACCACUGUGAUGGCUACUCAGCUUUCGAUUCCAGUCUCCACAACUCAAAGUGCUGUUGGUGCCACCGUAUUUAUUGGAUUGUGUAACAGAGACUUGAAAGCCGUCAACUGGCGUAUGGUUAUUUGGUGUUACUUGGGAUGGAUCUUUACCUUGCCAAUGGCUGGUAUUAUUGCCGGAAUCAUCAAUGGUAUCAUUCUCAACGCCCCUCACUUGGGAGGAAACUAUCAAAUGCAAUAG